GCACCUGCAGGAGGUAACCUUCAUAUCUGAAUACAUCAGUGUUGUACCUUUAAUAAAUUGUUCAGUCACCAGUGAAGUUGUCGGGGAUUUCACCCAGCCUCAGAAGUGUAGGUGAGACAACCUCCAUCCUACCUAUUUCUAGCAUGUUCUCUUGUUUUUGAGGCAUUAGGUUCCUACAAACGAUAUCUCCUCUUGGAGCGAAACUGAUAUCUGACCUGCACAAAUUUCUAGCAUAUCUUCGACUCCUAACCAGAUAUACAGCACCAUGGGGUCAUCAACAGGCAGGGUCGAGAUCAUUCAGUAUUUGGUUGACACUCGGCGUUUAUGGCCCCAGGCGGCCAAGACAAAGGAUCUCGAGAAUGAAGCUUCGCAGGCUCUCGCACUCCUUAGCCGCGAGGAGCGGGAUGCGGUGCUGCGAUACUACUUCGUAGCCGACGCCAAAAUGUCGCUGGUGUCUGCACUACUGAAGCACUGGGUCGUGAGCCGAUACGCGGGUGUGCCUUGGCGGGCGACACAGUUGACGCGCGACGCCAACAAGAAGCCCAUAUUCGUCUUGGGUAGCGAGGGUAGCAACAAGCAGCCUGUUGCCUUCAAUGUCAGCCACCAGGCCGGGCUCGUAGCACUAGUCGCCGUAGCCGGGUACGCGGACGGGGAGGGGGUGGUGGAUGUUGGUGUGGAUAUUGUGUGCACGAGCGAGCGCCGCGCCCGCGAUCACAAAAUCAUCGCCAGUCAGGGCUGGCCAAACUUUGUUGACAUGCACUCCGACGUGUUCGGGCGGUCGGAGGCAGGGUACCUGAAGCGGCAGCAGCAGGAUAGGGCAGGCCCCCGAGAGGAUGAGCUGCUGCGCCAAUUCUACACGCUGUGGUGCCUGCGCGAAGCGUACGUCAAGAUGACGGGGGAGGCGUUGCUCGCGCCGUGGCUCAAGGACCUCGAAUUCCGUGGGUUUCGGGCCCCGGAGCCUGGUGAAGGGUUCGUACAACGACCUGACGGCUUCGACGAUGGCGGCAGCGACGAGCUCGUGGCAAGCCUCGAGGUGAUUAGGGAGCACAAUGUUGUGUUCAAGGAGGAAAAGGUGGAAGACGCGAACAUCUGUCUGCGGUCCCUGGGCCCGGACUACAUGACGUGCACAGCUGUGCGGACACCGGCCCGCAGGGAGGAUGCGCUAGGUUGGAAGCUAGGGCCCUUCCAAUUCCUCACGCUGGACGAGAUUAUUGCGCAUGCGGAAGCGCAUCUGAGGGAUUAAUUUCUAUACCAUACUUGCAUAUUCAUUGCCUGCUAGGUAUGAUCACGGUGAAGCCUUUUCUACCCUUGGUUGCAAGGAAGGAUUUUGCGUUAGAGUGAUGGGUACGUAGGUAUGUAUGUACAGCCUGUUGAGGUGUGGAGACAGGUGAGUGAUACCUUUAUGCUCUCUCUCUCUCUCUCUCUCGCG
This is a messenger RNA of Durotheca rogersii, 1429 nucleotides long. Its product is annotated as 4'-phosphopantetheinyl transferase. Lineage: Eukaryota; Fungi; Ascomycota; Sordariomycetes; Xylariales; Xylariaceae. The record is from RefSeq and is a predicted model, not a curated record. Gene Ontology annotation, molecular function: magnesium ion binding; holo-[acyl-carrier-protein] synthase activity. The coding region runs from base 266 to 1243 and encodes 325 amino acids. The transcript is spliced from 2 exons. Gene Ontology annotation, cellular component: cytosol.